Molecule: messenger RNA, 1426 nt
Organism: Asparagus officinalis (garden asparagus)
Lineage: Eukaryota; Viridiplantae; Streptophyta; Magnoliopsida; Asparagales; Asparagaceae
Product: peroxidase 17-like
Exons: 3
Coding region: 183-1259 (358 amino acids)
Biological process (GO): hydrogen peroxide catabolic process; response to oxidative stress
Molecular function (GO): peroxidase activity; heme binding
Source: RefSeq, a predicted model, not a curated record
AAACGAUACUCUCCAAAACAAUUUGGACUCAUUUGGCGGCCCUGCAUCUAUUCAUAUGUUUGUUAUUUCCACUACACCCCAAGAACAAUUCAACUUAUUUAAUCAGCUCGCGCAAAAGCAAAAUUUUCUUACUCAAUCACUCUGUCACCAUCUUAUCCUUUGUACCUCUAAAGUAGUUCUAGAUGCAGCACACACAUCCUUCUACCCUUUUUAAACCCCAAACUUCGUACUCUAUAGCACUACUCUGUUCAUCCUCUCAUAUUCUCAAGCUCAUCAUCAUUCAUGGCUCACUUGUUUUCCUUUCUCAUACUCUCCUUCUCUUCUUCCUCUCAGUUCUCUCACACUCCAUAAUUACCAAUCCUCAACUGAGGGUUGGCUAUUACUCUGAUAAGUGUCCGAGGGUCGAAUCAAUCGUCAGAGAGCUCAUGCGCCGAGCAAUGGCUCGAGAUCCUAGAAGUGUUGCGUCAGUCUUGAGGUUUCAAUUUCACGAUUGCUUUGUGAAUGGAUGUGAUGCUUCCAUACUACUAGAUGAUACAUCCACAAUGCUUGGAGAGAAGCUGGCCUUGUCCACCAUCAAUUCUCUCAAAUCCUUCGACGUGAUCGAUGAUAUUAAGGAGGCCUUGGAGAAGGAGUGCCCUGGUGUUGUUUCUCGCGCGGAUAUUAUCAUCAUGGCUGCAAGAGAUGCUGUUGGCUUGAGUGGGGGACCAAAAUGGGAAGUAAAACUGGGGCGAGAGGAUAGUCUGACCGCGAGCCAAGCAGACUCUGACAACAUAAUGCCAAGCCCACGAGCCGACGCAUCCACCCUCAUCCCUCUCUUCCGACGGUUCAACCUCUCCGUCACCGACCUGGUCGCUCUCUCUGGGUCCCACUCCAUCGGUCACGCCCGCUGCUUCUCCAUCGCCUUCCGCCUCUACAAUCAACUUGAUUCACACAUGGACCCGAGUUUUCGAGCCAAACUGGAUCACAUUUGCCCCAAAGAUUGCGAUGGAAAUGUAACUGCAGGUUUUGACCAGACUCCACUCCGGUUCGAUAACCGGUAUUUUAAAGAUUUGGUUUUUUCGAGGGGGGUUCUUAACUCGGACCAGACCAUGUUCUCUGGUAGUUAUCGGACGAAGAAGUUGGUGAGAUGGUUCAGUCGUGAUGAGAAGGCGUUCUUUGAUGCGUUUGUUGAAGGAAUGGUUAAGUUAGGGGAUUUGAGUUCGGGAAGAAGAGGGGAAGUUAGGAGGAAUUGUAGGGUUGUGAGUGGAGGAUCUGCAUAGUAUCCACUGAAUUGUCUAGUUUUACUUGUAUUUGUAGUCCAACAUUAAACUCAGUCUGAUGAGUUACAUGAGAUGUAAAUUAGGGGUAUUUUUUCUAUGGGGAAGAAGAACAACUGUAAUAGAUAGAUAUCAUGCAAUGAGAACGGAACGAAAAGCUUGCACGGUAA